Molecule: messenger RNA, 1978 nt
Organism: Corylus avellana
Lineage: Eukaryota; Viridiplantae; Streptophyta; Magnoliopsida; Fagales; Betulaceae
Product: beta-fructofuranosidase, insoluble isoenzyme 1
Biological process (GO): carbohydrate metabolic process
Molecular function (GO): hydrolase activity, hydrolyzing O-glycosyl compounds
Source: RefSeq, a predicted model, not a curated record
CACCACGUCUCUCUUAUGCUGUAUAAAUAUCCAACCUUCGUAGUUGUUAUCUCCUUCCUCUCAGCCAUGGAUUCCUUCAAGUUCUUUUCACUUAUUUUAUUAGUUUUCUCUCUUUGGCUAACCUGCAAUGCUUCUCACCAUAUUUUCCCAGAAUUUCAGUCGCUAAGUGCCGAGGUGUUUCAGGUGAAACAAUUUCACAGAACAGGGUACCAUUUUCAGCCUCCUAAUAACUGGAUUAACGAUCCAACUGGACCCAUGCAAUUCAAUGGAAUAUACCAUCUAUUCUACCAAUACAAUCCAAAAGGUGCAGUAUGGGGCAACAUUGUUUGGGCUCAUGCAGUAUCAAAGGACAUGAUCAACUGGGAAUCACUAGAUCCAGCCAUAUACCCGACCAAGCCAUUUGAUAUAAACGGGUGUUGGUCCGGAUCCGCCACAAUCCUCCCGGGCAAGAAGCCCGUUAUCCUCUAUACUGGAGUUGACACCCAAAAUCAUCAAGUCCAAAACUACGCCAUCCCGGCAAACCACUCCGACCCUUAUCUCCGCGAAUGGGUGAAGCCCGAUGACAACCCCAUUGCGGCUCCCGGUGAGGGGAUGAAUGCGAGUGCUUUCCGUGACCCAACAACCGCUUGGAAGGGCAAAGAUGGGCACUGGAGAAUUGUUGUGGGUAGCAAAAGGAAGCAUAGAGGCAUGGCGGUCUUAUACAGGAGCAGGGAUUUUGUGCAUUGGAUUAAGGCUCAACACCCUCUGCAUUCGUCAGCUAAAACAGGUAUGUGGGAAUGCCCAGAUUUUUUCCCAGUUUCGUUGCAUGAUAAAACGGGGCUGGACACUUCGCUGGUUGGGGCAAAUUUAAAGCACGUAAUGAAGGUGAGCCUUGAUGUUACAAGGUUUGAGUAUUAUACAAUCGGAACAUAUAAUCCCAAAAAAGACAGGUAUGUUCCUGAUAAUACAUCGGAGGAUGGUUGGGGUGGGCUGAGAUAUGACUAUGGAAACUAUUAUGCCUCCAAGUCAUUCUUCGAUGAUGCGACGAAUCGAAGAAUUUUGAUGGGUUGGUCUAAUGAGUCCGAUACGCCUCAAAACGACGUAGAUAAGGGAUGGGCUGGAAUUCAGACUAUUCCGAGAAUGUUGUGGCUUGACAGUAACAUGAAACAAUUGGUACAAUGGCCUAUUGAGGAGUUAGAAACUCUGAGAGGGGACAAAGUUGAAAUAAGCAAUCAACAAAUCAAAAAAGGAGAGUAUUUUGAAGUUACAGGAAUAACUGCUGCUCAGGCUGAUGUUGAUGUUACCUUCUUGUUGCCGAGCUUGGACAAUGCCGAGCAAUUUGAUCCUAGCUGGGUGAAAAACGCAGAAGAUCUCUGCGGCCUAAAGGGUACAAAUGUUCAAGGUGGGGUUGGGCCUUUUGGGCUGUUGACACUAGCUUCAAAAUAUCUAGAGGAAUACACUCCUGUCUUCUUUAGAGUUUUCAAAGCUGCACAGAAGCAUGUAGUUCUCAUGUGCUCUGAUGCAAGAAGUUCCUCCUUGAAGAAAAGUGAACUAUAUACACCAUCAUUUGCUGGCUUUGUAAACGUAGAUUUAGCAGAUGGGAAGCUUUCUCUUAGGAGUUUGAUUGAUCAUUCUAUUGUGGAAAGUUUUGGAGCGAAAGGAAAAACAUGCAUCACAUCCAGGGUUUAUCCUACACUUGCAGUCUUCAAUGAUGCUCACUUGUACGCAUUUAACAAUGGAACAGAGACCGUCACCAUAGAGAGUCUCAAUGCAUGGAGCAUGAAAAAUGCUCAACUGAAGUGAGGAGGGAGACGAGAAAGAAUUUAGAUUAUGGAAUAAGAAUCAUUACUCGUUGUUAGAAUAUAUUAUUUCUUUUUGUUAUGGAAUAAGAAUCAUUACUCGUUGUUAGAUAUAUUUUAUAUUUCCCUUAUUUAGUUUAUAAUGUAGGGUUUAUUUUUUUCCUUACGCAUGAACAUGACAAUGUUGUGGAUGUUGUUUA